Molecule: messenger RNA, 1113 nt
Organism: Trichomonas vaginalis G3
Lineage: Eukaryota; Parabasalia; Trichomonadida; Trichomonadidae
Product: spectrin binding
Exons: 1
Coding region: 1-1113 (370 amino acids)
Molecular function (GO): protein binding
Source: RefSeq, a predicted model, not a curated record
AUGAAUAAUGACUUAGAAGUAUUCAUUUCAUUCACUAAAAUAGAAGGAUUUGAUAAAUAUCAAAAAUUUAAAAGUAGUUUAUAUCCAUAUUCUUACUAUGGAUAUUACUUACUUGAAUUAUGUUGUUACUAUGGAGCAGUUGAUUGUUUCAAGUUCUUAAGAACUAAAUUUAACUCAAAAAUAGCAAAAAGAUGUCUAACAUUUUCAUUUUUGGGAAGAAAUCAUGAGAUAAUGAGUGAAUGUUUGAAACAACAAGAACCAGAUAAAGAAUGCAUGGAAUAUGCAAUUAUUUCACAUAACAUUGAUUUUGUAACAUUCUUAGUGAAUGAGUAUAUCAUGAGUAUCGACUUGCAUGCUUGCAAAAAAUAUAAUAAUCUUGAUUCAUUUUUAGUUUUUUACGAUCAAACUAAUCUUUUAUUCAGCUGCUUGAUUUUUUCAACAAUGCUCAAUAUUCCAUCUCUUUGCGAAUAUUUCCUUUCAUUAGGUGUAGAUAUCAAUAAAAAACUUUUAGAUGGAGAUGAAAAAGGUGAAUAUGGAGAAACGGCUCUUCAUAUUGCAGCAGAAUAUAAUAGUAAAGAAGCCGCUGAACUUCUUAUUUCAUAUGGUGCAAAUAUCCAUGAAAAAGAUGUAUAUGGACAAACCGCUCUCCAUAUUGCAGCACGUGAGAAUAGUAAAGAAACUGCUGAAGUUCUUAUUUCACAUGGUGCAAAUAUCAAUGAAAAAAGUGAAUAUGGAGAAACGUCUCUCCAUAUUGCAGCACGUGAGAAUAGUAAAGAAACUGCUGAAGUUCUUAUUUUACAUGGUGCAAAUAUCAAUGAAAAAGGUGAAUAUGGAAUAACGUCUCUUCAUAUUGCAGCAGAAUGCAAUAAUAAAGAAGCCGCCGCACUACUUAUUUUACAUGGUGCAAAUAUCAAUGAAAAAGAUAAUUAUGGACAAACCGCUCUUCAUCAUGCAGCACGUGAGAAUAGAAAAGAAACUGCUGAAGUUCUUAUUUCACAUGGUAUAAAUAUCAAUGAAAAAGAUAAAGAUGGAGAAAUUGCUCUUCAUAAAACAGCCUUAAAUCAUAGUGAAAAAACCGCCGAACUUCUUAUUUCACAUGGUGCAAAAAACUAA